GCCGAUUAUGCCGUGCCCAUACUGCAAGAGGAUCGAUGGGCGCCUCGUCCUACAUUAUCAGGCCUGGAGCUCGACCCUGAGAGACCUCCAGAGAAUGCUGAUGAGCCUGCGCUGGUGAUGACGGUGCAAACGAGCUUUAUGAGAGGUGGCUUGGUCUUGUGCGUCAACAUGCAACAUAACAUAUGGGACGUGAUGGGUCAAGCGGUAGUCGUGCAGUGGAAUUUCAAGGUUUGCUCAGGAAGCGAGUUGACCAGAGAGGAACUCAGGCUUGGCAACAUGAAAAGAAACGGACCGAUCAUCUUCUCGAUUAGGAGGACUGGAGUCAUGGCAAUGAGCUCAACGAUCAGCUGA
Molecule: messenger RNA, 351 nt
Organism: Didymella exigua CBS 183.55
Lineage: Eukaryota; Fungi; Ascomycota; Dothideomycetes; Pleosporales; Didymellaceae
Exons: 1
Source: RefSeq, a predicted model, not a curated record